AGCAGCACUCAUGCUACAAGAGAUCCUUGUAAUCCAGUGGAAGGCUUAACUCCUUUGUCAGGGUCAGGCAGAAAGAUAGAGGAGACAAGCACAGGCCCUUUCAAACAAAGCACAUGCCAUAUGAGAUUGUUGCACCCCUGUCCUCAGGGAUCUGUGUCCACAGGACAUAGGGAGGUUCGGUUUCCAUCUCAUUCAGCCCUUGUGCUCUCCCAGCUACAGAACGUCAGGGGAGAGUGGCACCAGGUUUAAGGACGAGUCUAUCCCAAACAGCUGGAACAAUUUAUACCUAUUGGACAGCUACUCUUCCAGGAAUGUAGCUGUGCAGCAGCUGUGCAUCACAGAUGCUGCUGUUCAAGGAGUGAGGUGAAACUCAGUAAUAUUUAUAUCAGUGGCAUUGCAAUGUUUUGUCUUUGCCUUUCAUACCUGUCACACUGGUGAUGAGUUCAGCAACAGGAGCARUAGCAAAAGAAAAAAAGAUACAAGCCAUUAAAUGUCAUGGAACAACCUUGGGACAGCAGCUUUCAUAUUUCUGGGAAAAAAAUCCUCCACCUAAAUCAUGAAAGGGUAGGUUACUGAGAACAGACUUGAAUCUAUUGCAAGAAAAAGAAAUGCAGAGUACCCUGCAAGCAUCUUUCCAUUAUUUCAUCCCAAACAUCAAGCUGGUUUGCUUUUUAGCACAGGAAGCACAUCAUCUGGCCAGGCAUGGAGAACACAGAGCACACGAUGGAUGAAAUGGGAACAGCACCAGCAGYCAACCCUUUACAAGGCAGGCAGGGCUCGGGACAGAAACAUGCUGCAGGAAAGGAGGAAUUCUGGAGGUGGUGCUUGCUACCAGGCAGCCAGGGAUCGAGAGGCUCUGCCAGGCUGCCAAGCACUCAAGUGUGUGAAGUUAUUGAAGACAUUUUUUGAAGAGAGAAGGAAGAGGUUACUUCGCAGAAGAAAAGAUACAAGUUCCCAAUUUUGGCCAAGCCCUAGUUUGUUUGGGCAACUGUGUUGGGUCUUUCUCAUAAUUUCAAAUUGUUGUCUUUCAGACUGCACUCUUGCCCAGCUGACUUGUACUGUGGUGUGACUUUGGUGCAUCUCAGAACCGUUGCCCACUUUCCAAACAGCCGCAUYGGUUGGUAAGAUCCAUCUUUCACAUGCACACAGGGAGGUGAAAUCUUGCAUUCUUCUCUUGGCUUAGAUUCAGUGAAAAACAGAACAGGCCCAGCAAGUCUUUAAGCAAAGCUCUGCCUGCAUAUGAGCAGAAAAAAAAGAUGUCUCUGAUUGGCUAGAAGGAGAAUUCAUAAGGAAAGAAUAAAAAUCAUAGCAGCACCCACAGGAGGUACUGUUCUCCACAAUUAUUGCAGAGCUCUGAUUUUCAAUCUUCUCUUUGUUUCCCUUUGCAGUGGCAGCCCCAUGGCCCUCUUCACCAGAGCCAGCAGCCAUCCUAAUGCCACAGACCCCAUUCCCUGUGGGGCAAACAGCACCACGGAACCUCAGCUGCCCCACUCCCAYGCCUACUAUGCCCUCUGCUACUGCAUCUUGAUUCUGGCCAUCAUCUUUGGCAACGUGCUGGUCUGCCUGGCUGUGCUGAGGGAACGCACCUUGCAAACCACGACCAACUACCUGGUGGUGAGCCUGGCUGUGGCAGAUUUGCUGGUGGCUACCUUGGUGAUGCCAUGGAUGGUGUACCUGGAGGUGACCGGAGGGGUCUGGACAUUCAGCCGGAUCUGCUGCGACAUCUUUGUCACCAUGGAUGUGAUGAUGUGCACGGCCAGCAUUCUGAACCUCUGCGCCAUCAGCAUCGACAGAUACACCGCAGUGGUGAAACCAGUUCAGUACCAGUACAGCACUGGGCAGAGCUCCUGCAGGAGGGUCUCUCUCAUGAUUGUGAUAGUCUGGAUGCUGGCAUUUGCAGUGUCAUGCCCUCUCCUCUUUGGCUUCAACACUACAGGGGACCCCAGUGUCUGUUCCAUAUCCAACCCUAGUUUCAUCAUCUACUCCUCUCUGGUCUCCUUCUACCUCCCCUUCGUGGUGACCCUGCUGCUCUAUGUGCGGAUUUACCUCGUGCUCAGACAGAGGCAAAAGAAGCGAAGCCUCACCCGGCAGGGCAGCCACAGCGCCAGCACCAAACCCUGUUGUGCACACCAAGAAGACAUGGAGAGAAAAGCUUUGCCAAACAGGUGCCAAGGCACGUUUUCCCCGUGUCUGUCACUGAAAUGCACAGGCCAGGAGAUGUCUACAAAAAGGAGGCUGCUGACUGCAUUCAGCCUGCAGCGGUACCGGAGCUUCUGCCAUGAGGCACCCCUCAGCAAGGCAGCAGGGACAGCACAAAACAGCAGCUGGGACGAGAGGAGGACGAGCACAAAGCCAGCAGUGGAGGUGCGGAGGCUCAGCAAUGGCAGAACCAUCAGCAGCGUGAAGYUGGCACAGCAGCAGCCCCGACUGAUCCAGCUGCGGGAGAGGAAGGCUACACAGAUGCUGGCAAUUGUCCUGGGGGCAUUCAUMGUCUGCUGGCUGCCCUUCUUCUUGAUCCACAUCCUCAAUGCCCACUGCCCAUCCUGCCAUGUGCCUCCAGGGCUUUACAGUGCCAGCACCUGGCUGGGAUACGUCAACAGYGCCCUCAACCCCAUCAUCUACACCACCUUCAACACCGACUUCCGCAAGGCCUUCCUCAAGAUCCUGUGCUGCUGACCGCAGGGCUGCACGGCUCUGCAGCAGAGCCUGGGGCUGGGACAAGGUAGGGCCCUUCUCCCUGUGCUCCCCACGCCGGGGGAGUGCCCUGGCUGCGAGCAGCGGUGGUCAGCGUGCUGUGAUCAGUGCUGAGAGCCAGACACCCCUGCACCCCAGUGAAGAGUGGGGACACGGCUCACCCACACGGCUGCCUUCCCUCAGCACUCCUGCCUGAGAGAGAACCAGCGCUUCCCACUUGUGGGAGGGAAGAUGAACGAGACAAGCCAGUGUGUCCCUCAGCGCURGGCACAGCCCUGGGUGUGCAGCAGACAUCACUCCUCGGGACUGCCAGGCUCGCAGGGUGCACAGGACCCAAACACAGAUGGCAUCUCUCAUCUCUGCUGUGCUAGAAAUGCAUUUGCCCUCCCACAGCUUGGCACCUCAGCCUGCAGAAGGCACCCAGCUCAUGCACAGCAGUCCUGGUAAGAGGACAGAACGUGACCUCCUUGAUAAGGAUCCCRAUCUCUUUGAUCAGCAGCCAAGAGCAAAAACUGGACAAGGAAACUUAGAAAAGGAGCACUGGUGGAGAAAUAACAACUUUCCUGUUGUUUCCAUCAAAAGGUUUAACCGUAAAACUGGGUCAGUCGAAGUGCUUGAGAAAAUCACCCUGGUUGCAAAUGAAAUUUUCUCUUGUGCUGCCAGCUUGGGUUGUUUCACUGCUCCUUGCAAGGCAGAGGGGUGGCUGCCCUCCCUCUGGAAGGUCAGCUCACAUGAGCAGUGCAGCACYACCCCGGGGUCCCCUCUCCUCCUGAUCCAAGGACCAGUGAUAAGAUUGGCCACUCUGUAACUACCACACACCCCAGUGAUCUACUGGGGCCACUCAGAGAGCAAGGCCUGUGAUAGCUCCCAGAGAUUCAAGCCUGUUUUUUCAGCUGGUUGCAUGCACCCUUGUUCAAAACUUGUCCGCAGUCUUUUUGGAACCAAUCUGCACCCGUGCUCCUCUCCUGACAGGAGCACUGCUAGAUUUAGGGUUUGUAGCAUCUGGGUACUGCAAUGACUGCUGUUACAGCCCUUACCUAGGGGACAGCUGUUUCAUAACAUCCCUCCCAGUAAGAAGGGACAUUUCCCUUGGAGUCAGUCCCUGACAUCCCUUGUCAAUACUCCUGGCCUCACAUAUGGCAUCUGUAUAUCCCAGCAUCCAGGAGCUGGCCAAAUACAGCCCAGCCACGGUCUCCUUUCUCAACAGUAUUCCACAAAGCCAUCUCCAGCAGUUCCUGGAUGAAAAAACAGACAAGUCCUGAUGWACCAUGUAAGCUGGUCUCAUGUCAGGGCACCCUAAUGCUCUUCCCCUCAUACAGACAAACAUGGCAUGGGUCAGAGAGCUUCAACACAGUUCUGUCCUUUUGUCCCCUCACUGUACUGGAUCAGAGGCUUCAGSUCUCCCUCCCAGGACUUGGCUUAGUCGUGCUGUCAGCCAUGCUCGUUUGAUAGCUUUGGGCAUAACUCUGUGUGCUGUUCCUGCUUGUGUCCAUGYCACUGUGUCCAAGGCUUCCUCUUUUUCCUAAUACAAAGCCAAGGCUGUUGUUCUCUGYCUGCAGAGCACAUAGCAGAGCUCCAGCUGCUGCUUUGGUUUGUCUGAGUUUUGGGAUGAGGAUCUUGAGGAGAGCAUGUGUCAUUUGCCURGGGAAGUGACCUCCAUACUGCAUUGUAACUGCAUUAGCCCAAUAAAACACAAGUGU
This is a messenger RNA of Malurus melanocephalus (red-backed fairy wren), 4394 nucleotides long. RefSeq names its product dopamine receptor D3 (gene DRD3). Gene Ontology annotation, molecular function: G protein-coupled receptor activity; dopamine neurotransmitter receptor activity, coupled via Gi/Go. Gene Ontology annotation, biological process: adenylate cyclase-inhibiting dopamine receptor signaling pathway; adenylate cyclase-activating adrenergic receptor signaling pathway. The transcript has 6 exons. Lineage: Eukaryota; Metazoa; Chordata; Aves; Passeriformes; Maluridae. Bases 1399 to 2676 code for a protein of 425 amino acids. The record is from RefSeq and is a predicted model, not a curated record. Gene Ontology annotation, cellular component: plasma membrane.